Penicillium riverlandense is the source of this 1728-nucleotide messenger RNA. RefSeq lists its product as uncharacterized. The transcript is spliced from 4 exons. NCBI's taxonomy places the organism in Eukaryota, Fungi, Ascomycota, Eurotiomycetes, Eurotiales, Aspergillaceae. The coding region runs from base 1 to 1728 and encodes 575 amino acids. The record is from RefSeq and is a predicted model, not a curated record.
AUGGCGACUUUACCGGUGACGCUCCCGGUCUGCCGGGAGUUCAGCUCAAGAGAGCGACUUGAGGCCCAUAUCGAGCUCAUGCGAAAGUUCAAAUGCAUUUUGAAUGAUGUAGAGUACCCAAGUAGGCACGCAGAUAGAUUCCCGCCCCCGCCGCCUGGCGUUUCAGGCCCGGAAGAAGAGGCGAGAUGGAGAGUGCAAUGCCUGCUGAUGAGCGCUGAGGUCCGGUACUCGAUGUACCUGCAAAGUUUAGAAAGGUGGAUUGCGUCUCAUGGGCUCCAAUCACCCAAGGAUGAGUGGCCACUCCCACCAUGGUGUGACAGUCUCGAUUUUUCGGACGUGGCCAUCAUAUUCUAUGCUCAUCUCCUCUCACCAUUCAACUUUCAGCAAGAAAUCGUAUCAAAUUUUCCAAAUCUGUGGAAAGCAGAGAUCGAAUUUCCUCUUGCAAGGAUGCGUUCAACCAAUACCGAUGAAGCUAGUAAACGUGCCUGGAUGAAGGAAUAUCCCGAUAUACUUUAUCAGGUUGUCGAGUUCACUCCUACUGGUGACCACGCAUACAUCACUACUGAAGAUGCCAUGGGCAUACACGGCUAUAAAUGUGGCCGGACGCAGUGCGCCACGAAGGCGACGGAGGGAGCGCAUGUCAUCCGAAUGACCGAAUGGCCCAAAUACCGUGUUGGCCGAGCCAUGAUCAUCUGUCCGUGUUGUCAUAUUGAGAUGUUCAUCGGCAGAACGGUCGAGGCUCCCGGAGUGCUCAAAUUCUCUCGUGCUGCAUUCGGGUUCCCCAUCUUCGACCUAUGGGACAGCCCUCAACGACAGUUUGGUAACCAAGCUUUUGUAGACCGGAUUUUGGCCUUGACCCAGGCUGAAGCCCCGUUGCCAGACCAUGUCUCCCGCUACCUGAAGUUCUUACAGCUCAUGAAAGAGAAUAAAUGUACGCUUGUUCCAACACUCGACAUCGAUCUCCUCUGGCACACCCACCAGCUCUCACCGGUCGCAUACGAGAAGUACUGCAAGAAGUACUUGGGCCGACGGAUCAAUCACGUCGAUACCAUCCGCGCGAUGAUGCGCUCCAUGGGGCAGGACGAUACGGCGCGCCUCUGGGCGACGCGGUACGGCGAGUCAUACUUUGACCCGGAAAAUACGGCCAAGUCUACCGAGAUCAAGCGAGGCAAAGCCACGUGGAAGGAGGCCAAACAAUCCGUCAAGCUGGCACUGCGGCUGCGUAAGCUGCGUUACUACCGCCAGCCUCACUGUCAGCUGCUGCGGGGGCGGGAAGAUACACGCCAGUCGCUGAUGGAGGAGCGUACCUACAAGUGGCACGAAGCGGAGACUCUCGAAGGUGAGGGCCGGGGUCUGUUGGGGGAGCAAGAGCGCCUCAACAAGAAAUGGGAGGAGGCAGAGAAGAGGAGGCGGCUGCUGGAGGAGCGACUCGCGGCCCAGGUGGCCUCGGCAACAGAAGCGAUCUGGCAGGGUAAUGCCGAUGGCACGGAUAAGCACAACGAUCAGCACCAGCAGCAGUACCAGGAGGACCGGUAUAACGGAUCGUGGUACUCGAUCGUGCCGUCAGAGGUGCAGUCCUAUGAGGAGGAGGAGGAGGAGGUGGUGGUGGAGGAGGAGGUGGAUGUGGUGCAGGAGCAACAUAUGACGCAGCAGGAGGAUGCGGCGGCGGCGGCGGCGGCGGCGGCGGAGGAUGUGGAGGAGGGUGUGGAGGUGGUGGUUAAGGCGUGA